AUGGCCUCUUUGCUUUGUUCGCAAAUAAAAUUCAGCAAAACAUUUGUUAGGGUGAGGGUUCAUGACAACGGACAAAUCAGUUUGUCAAGGUCUCUUCAUUGGAACCCUUUGCAAUCAGGCCAUUUUGAAAAUCUUGUGUUGCGAUGCACCAAGAAUUUGUCUUGGGAGUCCUCUCUUCCAUAUGCUUCUGCGGAGGAUGAUGCUAGCAUUAUCAAGGGAACAAAUGUUAUUGAACCUAUUGAUACAGAAGAAGCCCCAGAGAUUCCGAUCCUCCAGAGUGAUCAAGAUGUCGUGGAGGUGAAAAAUGAACCUUCUGUGCAGAAAAUGGCAUUCAAACUGCCAAUGUGGCUAUUAGGGCCUUCAAUUCUGUUGGUUACGGGUAUAGUUCCUUCUUUAUGGCUGCCACUAUCUUCAGUAUUUCUUGGUCCUAACAUUGCUGGCUUUCUAUCUCUAAUUGGACUUGACUGCAUUUUUAACAUGGGAGCAAUGCUGUUUUUCCUUAUGGCCGAUGCAUGUGGGCGUCCAGGGAACACUAUUUUCGACCUCAAAAGGCAGAUUCCAACUUCUUACAGGUCGUGGAAUCUGGCUGCUAGCAUACUAGGCUUCCUUGCUCCUUUGGCCCUGCUUUUUGCAUCUCGUAGGGGCACUCUGCAGCCACAGCUACCAUUCAUUCCAUUUGCAGUGCUGCUUGGGCCAUAUCUUUUACUCCUAUCAGUACAGAUGUUGACUGAGAUGCUUACUUGGCACUGGAAAUCACCGGUAUGGUUGGUGGCUCCUGUUGUUUAUGAGGGCUAUCGAGUGCUCCAGUUGAUGAGAGGUCUUCAGUUGGCUGACGAGAUCAGUGCACCUGGUUGGAUGGUGCAAAGUCUUCGUGGCUUGGUAUCUUGGUGGGUAUUCGUCCUUGGAAUCCAAUUGAUGCGCAUUGCUUGGUUCGCUGGACUCAGUUUUGCUAGGAAUUCAAGUUAUGGAGUAAGCGAUGAUAUGAACCAGUAAAUAAGACAAGAAAUGUUUCAGGUGUGUUUUUUUUUCCACUCGUGCUACUUCCAACCGCAACAAUGCUCUCCAUGUCAAUGGAGGUUCAUCUGUAAUUGUCGGACUCCAUGCGGGAUUGCUGAGUACAGAAAGGCCUGAACAUUGUUGAAUACCUGCUUGCCCUGGGCAAUGUUUGGUAUAUAGUUCAGCUGUUCUUAUGCACGAGCAGGAAUCAGGCUGCUAGAUACUUCGAAAUCUGUAACUAUUAUAGUACAGGAACAAUACAGGAACAAAACCAGUUUCCUGAGCAAGAUACUGAACACAGAAGCAUCACUGUGUAGGCUUUCAAAAAAGAAACAUUAUUGUUAAAGAUAUAUUUUCCUUCAUAUAAUAUAUACCCUUUACAUCA
Molecule: messenger RNA, 1381 nt
Organism: Phragmites australis (common reed)
Lineage: Eukaryota; Viridiplantae; Streptophyta; Magnoliopsida; Poales; Poaceae
Exons: 1
Coding region: 1-993 (330 amino acids)
Source: RefSeq, a predicted model, not a curated record